This is a messenger RNA of Eutrema salsugineum, 1200 nucleotides long. Its product is annotated as probable carboxylesterase 7. The record is from RefSeq and is a predicted model, not a curated record. NCBI's taxonomy places the organism in Eukaryota, Viridiplantae, Streptophyta, Magnoliopsida, Brassicales, Brassicaceae. The transcript has a single exon. Gene Ontology annotation, molecular function: hydrolase activity. The coding region runs from base 75 to 1025 and encodes 316 amino acids.
UACCACCAAAUCCAAAACAGUAUCUAUCAUCUUCACUUCUUUAACAUUGCACUCAAUCUUAACCAAAUAAAAAAAUGGAUUCCGAAAUCGUCUUCGAUAAUUCUCCAGGCUAUCGAGUCUACAAGAAUGGCCGCAUCGAGCGUCUCAUCGGAGAAACAAUUGUCCCACCGUCUCUAAACCCACAAAACGGCGUCGUUUCCAAAGACACCCUCUAUUCGCCGGGGAACAACCUCUCCGUCCGCAUAUACCUCCCGGAAAAAACCUCCGAGACCGGUGAAAAGCUUCCAGUCCUCGUCUACUUCCACGGUGGUGGCUUCAUCAUCGAAUCCGCUUUCUCACCGACUUACCACAAUUUCCUCACAUCCGCCGUCGCCGCCGCAGACUGCUUAGCGAUCUCGGUGGAUUACCGCCGCGCGCCGGAGUUUCCGAUUCCGAUCCCGUACGAGGAUUCAUGGAAUUCGCUCAAAUGGGUAUUCUCUCAUAUCGACGGAUCUGGACCGGAAAACUGGAUAAACAAACACGCCGAUUUCGGAAAAGUACUCCUCGCCGGAGACAGCGCCGGAGGAAACAUCGCGCAUCAUCUAGCGAUUCGAGCGAGAAAAGAGAAACUAGAAUCGUUAAUUUCUGGGAUUAUCUUGAUCCAUCCUUAUUUUUGGGGGAAAACUCCGAUUGACGAAAUGGAGACGAGAGACGAGACGAAGAGGAAGAGGAUCGAAAGGAGCUGGGGAAUCGCGAGUCCGAAUAGCGAAAACGGAGCGGAUGAUCCGUUGAUUAACGUGGUCGGAUCCGAAUCGUCGGAUCUAUCCGGAUUGGGUUGCGGACGGGUUUUGGUAAUUGUAGCCGGAGACGACGCGUUUGUGAGGCAAGGUUUGGUUUACGCGGCGAAGGUGGAGAAGAGUGGAUGGGAAGGAGAAGUUGAGGUGAUGGAGAUUAAAGAAGAAGGUCAUGUUCAUCAUUUGAAGAAUCCUUUUACUGAUAAUGCUCGUUUAGUGGUGGAGAAACUUGCAGAGUUUGUUAACAAGUGAAAAGAUUAUGAUUAUAAAUUAACGAAUAAUUAUUUUUAGAUGUGAAAUUAGUUACAUGUAGCUAUGAUUAUUCCCAAACACAUACGUGUUUUAAAUAUGAGAUAAGUUACUUGCAGCCUAAGAUUUGUAUACAUAUAAAAAAAUGGAUUCCAAUAAAAAGGGAAAUAAUACAAAA